AUGCUUGCAGUUGACGCGUGCGAGCUACAUAACACGUGGGAACCAGAAAAAAAUAUUCUGGAUAAGGCGUUAAUUGACAAUUACCAACGGUCGGAGUCGAGAAGGCGAAAGUCCGGCUCCACACCAAAUACUUCCCGAAGCCCAUCGAAGGCACCUCGAUCCCCUACCCCUCAACUCCCUGAACCAAAGAAGCUGAAGGAGACAGUUACUGUCGCUACUGAGAUUGCUCCUAGCACUCAACUGAGCGAACCCCUCACAGUGAGCGUGGCGUCACCCAAAAAUUCUACUCCCGCAGCUCAUUCUGGGUCAAGCUCCAUUGGCACAGCAACAGUGUCCUCCAUCGGUUCCCCCCGUGCGAUAGCCUGCGACACAGGUGACGGAUGCGACUGGCGAGUGGAUAAUCGAUUGCGACCCACAACUCUUUUGGUGACAGCGGCUUCGGCUUCCGCGGCGAACACUAGAAUGGCUGUCAAAGGACCAUGGUUGGAAAACAGUAGUCGAGCGAGUACCUCUCCGCCUUGUGUGGCGUCUCCAGUCAAACAUCCCCGGAUUCGUCUUAAAAUCCCGAGAGAGCGACUUCUUUCCUUGGGGCCAGUGGUAAAGGAAGAAGAAAAUUCUUCCUCUAGCGAAAGUUCCACCGUCGAUGAAGUUGAGCUACCUCGUCGGAAUAAAGCCGUAACGAGAGAUAACGCGUUAGUAGUGAUUCCGAAAUGCGUAGAGAGGCCGGACAUAAAGGCCUACUCCCCAGAAGCCAUAUCUCAUCCUCCAAUAGGUCUAAAGCUUCAGUCGAAGCGGUUCAGUGCUGUAUUUGAUCCCUUGAAAUGCAAGGAUUACAUAUCAUCCACACCCUCUCUAAAAAGAAGGAAGAAGAGCAGACAUGGGACGGGCGAAGAAGGGCGUCGAUCGUCGUCCUCGUCGUGCGUUAGCAUUUCGUCUGGAGAGAGUCCGCGUCGUCUGGCACCUCUCAGAAUUCAGCUUUCUCGGAAUGGCGGUUCCACGGCCUUUCUUACAACCCCCCGAUCUUCAGCUCCUACACCUUCCUCCACUAUGCCUCCUUCCAUUCCCGAUAGGGACAUUUCCAUUACCGACGUGACGGUGGGUGGACUGACAGUCACGAUAAAGGAGUGCUCUACACCGAAAAACUUCUUUGGUCUCCCAACUUGUCAGGUGGUGACGAUUCCCAGGCCUCCUCUAGCUCCCCGUCCAAUCAUUGAAAAGACAGAGGCGGUGUCUGUCAGGUCCAUAUCAUCGAAACCUCCACCAGAAGUAAUCCAAGUACCUGUUGACGAAAAUGCCGAGCCCCAACCGAAUGUCGUUGUCGAGGGAUGCUCUAAAACAGAAGAACCCGUGUCCCUACCUUCUCCUUCACCACCUCCUCCCCCUCCUCGUUCAGUCAGUCCUUUGGCGCCGCCGCCACCGUCGCCACCGCCACCGCCCCCUCCUCCACUGCCGAAACGUACCUCCACUCCCGUAAAGUCUCGGUGUGAAAAGCGUUUGUCGAGUCCGUUGGCCAGGAAGGUCAUCCGUCGCAGUAUCUCCAGGAAGUGCCCUGUUCCAGUGAAGAAGGCUCACGUAGUGAGUGUCGUUCCCCCAACCAAGGCGAUGGCAGAGACCGUUUACGCCUUCCACGGUGGCGAUUCCCCUCCGCCGUCUGCUCAGCCCCCACCGCCUCCCCCUCCAGCACUACAUCCUGUGCCAGAACCGAAUCAGGUGCUCCCCCAGCCAACACCACCCCCUUCCCUCCUCCAACUCCCAUCUGUUCCACCGGUGACUGCUGCUUGGGAGAGUUACUUUAAAACGGUAGGCUUUUUCCCCCAGUCAGACCUCAUAUCGCCUCAUCCCCCACCACUACCCCCUCCUGUUAUGUUUCCAACUCCUUUCAUGGGAGGAUCCCAUUCUGCACCGUCAUCAGCCCAUCUGCAAUUACCUCCACAUCUCCUUGCUAUGGGCCCCCCUCAUCAGGCGCAUGCAGGACUACUGGAUGAGAUGCAGCCAAUCGAUUUAUCGACGGGUUCACGACGUUGA
Molecule: messenger RNA, 2025 nt
Organism: Mesocestoides corti
Lineage: Eukaryota; Metazoa; Platyhelminthes; Cestoda; Cyclophyllidea; Mesocestoididae
Source: the annotation of a GenBank genome assembly